UUUCGCUUUCCAGCGACUCCAUUUUAGUGGUGACCGAGCUGAGGAGAAGAAGGAAGUGCUGAGAACACAAAGAAAAUUCCCCUCAUAGCGAGGAGCGGCCAUAGUAGAGCAGUGACUUAUCGUGUGAGGAGCAACCAACUGUCACCAUGGCCGACCAGGCAUACCGGGAGACCACAGAGCCCCUGAAUAAGCCGCCUCCCGAAUGGACCUUCAUACAGCUCGCCUUCAAAGUGUGUCAACUGCUCUUCUCCUUGGUGGCAUUUAUAUGUGAGGAGGUCAUCACUCAGUGCGAAUCAUGCUCUGGAUUAUAUAUCUUUGAGUUUGUCAGCUGUAGUGCCUUUUUAAUCAGCCUCCUCAUGUUGGUGGUUUACCUCACACCUCUGCACAGGAAAAUCAACAUUCCAAGCUUCAAGAAAGUUGAUUUCUACAUCACGUUGGUCACCGGUGUAUUGUUUUUCAUUGCCUGCAUUGUGUUUAUUGCCACAAUAGAAACGACACCACUUGCGCAAGUAUCCGUGGCUUUUGGGUUCCUUGCAUCCUUUGUAUUUAUAGGAGAGGUCUAUAACAUGUGGAAAAAUAACUACUUACAAAUGAAAGACCCGCCCAAGACGACGCCGAAUGCAAAUGGUGGCGCUGAGGGGGAGCCGCUAAACCACCCCGUCCAAGAAAACCGACAAAACUGAACUGUGUGUACAUUCCGCUAGGGCUUUGCAGGCCUUCUGUCCUCCACACUUGUAUUGUCUGUAUUUGGUCAUGAAAUGUGACAUCACAGCUGAUAUCCCAGGACCGCCUACAUCACCAAAUCAUUUAUCUGCAUCCUCGCAAUAAGAACUCUCUGUUCUUUCAUUGUAGGGUUUGCCCAAAGGGCAAUGCAGUGGGAGCUUGUGAGAAAUGAGGCUCAUUAUAAUUAUGUAAAUAAAUUGUUUUUUUAUUUUAUUUUAGAAGGCAGACUUGUACACCAAGGAGAGAGAUUUUAUCUUUUAACCUAUAGAUUGCUUGUUCCCGUAAGCGGACCUCCUCUUCAUAUUGCCAUAAAAAAAUAUUUAUUCGCAAUAAGUUAAUAUUAAAAAAAAAUCAUAAAAUAAAAAUUAGUUCCCUGCGUGUACAGAUAUGUCUAGCUCUGUAAAAUGUAUCGCAGCAGCUCAGGCCAGAAGCUGAAUUCAAUAAGCAGAAUUUAUCUUUUUUGCUGCUUAUAGCUUGUGCUGCCAAGAGCCAACCCCCUCCUGUUAGAUCUGCAUGGCUUAUAUAAGGUUAUAUAGCAUGGUAACGACUUUAUCUCUCAGAUAUUUGAGUAGCAAGGUAUCCCCUCCAUAAUUCUCACCACUACACAUAUGACAUGGCCAGGCCUUGCUCUCCCUUUACUAUUGAGGAGAACCGAGAGAAGAUCCAGAGAAAUUUCACUGUUGGAAUCUUCUAUAGAUUUCUGAAGACAACCAGUAGAUCCUAAAGCUGAGGUGUGGCCAAAAAUCAUUUGCAAAA
This is a messenger RNA of Rana temporaria (common frog), 1479 nucleotides long. RefSeq names its product CKLF like MARVEL transmembrane domain containing 6 (gene CMTM6). Gene Ontology annotation, cellular component: membrane. NCBI's taxonomy places the organism in Eukaryota, Metazoa, Chordata, Amphibia, Anura, Ranidae. The record is from RefSeq and is a predicted model, not a curated record. The transcript is spliced from 4 exons. Bases 147 to 683 code for a protein of 178 amino acids.